AUUCCAUCCCCCCAAUAUAAUAGACACAAAGCACGUAACCUCAAUCCAUGCCUGGAUUUCAAAAUAGCAGGUCACGAUUCAAGCCCUCAGCUGUCCCGUCGCAUUCAAGAACCUUGAAUAUCCACUACAAUGUCGCAUUGCCACGAUGAGCACGAUCAUCACCACCAUGACCACGACGGCCAUGAUCAUUCGGACGACAUCACACCAGCACUACAGAACUUACUUCAUGGGCAGAUAGACUUCAGCGCCGUAAGCACUCUCAACGAGACCGAUCCGCGGUCUGGCGCCGCCAUCUUGCAGAAAACAUGGGCACAGCGGCUAGAAGACCAGCCGGAGCUUAGAAGCGACGCUGACGAGCAGAUUCUAAUGCUGGUCCCGUUCACCGGGCAAGUCCGAUUACAUAGCAUCAUCCUCCGCACCUCCGCAUCCGACUCUGCCCCUCGCACCCUCAAAGUCUUCAUCAACCGCGACGACCUCGACUUCUCUACCGCCACUGACCUCCAGCCCACGCAGACCUUCGAGCUCGCGCAGACCUCGGACAUCCAAGAGCAUCCCGUGAAGCGGGUGCUCUUUAACUCCACGCGGCAGCUCGGGUUAUUUUUCGAAGAUAACUUCUCCGGCGGCGACGAGGAUGAGACGGUGAUCACCUACCUGGCGUUUAAGGGGGAUUUCAUGAAGCUGAAUAAGGAGCCGGUGAGCUUCCUAUACGAGGCGGCGGCGAAUCCGUCGGAUCAUACGCCGAUUGUAGGGACGAAGCAAGGGAUGGGGAGUGACAUUGGUCGUGGAGGCGCGUAGAUGGUGGUCAGCGGGCGGGUUUACGCGUUGGAGAAGCAAAGCGAGCAAAUGAUACCCACGCGAAAGCAGAUGACGUCUGUCGAGAAGAGCGUUGCAUAUGACCGGUGUCUGUCUAUUUGGAUUGGUUGUGUAAAAUAAAGGCUAAGGCUCGGGAUAGUGCAGUUCAACGUACCUUACUCCUGAAGAAGCAUUUCGCUCUUGUAUCGCUCUAGGGCUUAGGAGGCUUCGUCAUGUAAGCUACAAUUGCAAGAGUCAUAAACUCAAAUAGUCACACUAGCCAAGCUGUGCCCGGAGUGAUAAUCCAAGC
Messenger RNA from Eremomyces bilateralis CBS 781.70, 1102 nucleotides. Its product is annotated as DUF1000-domain-containing protein. The transcript has 2 exons. Bases 130 to 795 code for a protein of 221 amino acids. The record is from RefSeq and is a predicted model, not a curated record. NCBI's taxonomy places the organism in Eukaryota, Fungi, Ascomycota, Dothideomycetes, Eremomycetales, Eremomycetaceae. Gene Ontology annotation, cellular component: nucleus.